UAUUUUUAAGCGCGUGGUUAGCAUUAGAAUGGAUCGUUAAAACAAUUAAACCCUUGAAUCGGUAAAAAACCAAUAAACCUCCCACUUAAAUUAACUAUAUUACAAUAAAAUUUGCAUUUAAAAUAAUUUGUAAAUUUUAAUUCGAAACAAAAGUAAAACAAAAGAUUAUAUACAACUGUGUUUAUGUAUCUUUUGAUGUAGAUUUCGUUAUAUUGAUUCAAUAUUCCUAUUCUGCGAGUCACCGAAGUUUGUUAUAAGCCAAUAUUAAGCAACAGCAGAUCUCAUAAAUCGUUUACGCGGAAAACAUGUCAAAAAGUCUAGUAAGCAUGUUCUUAGAGUGCUGUGAAUCGGAUGAGGACAAGGAACACAAGCUUAUGAACAAGUUAAUAGACCUCGAAAUACGCAAGGAAAGGAAGAAGUCGAAAUUCGAGUUUAAGCUGUUGCUGUUGGGAACCGGCGAGUCUGGAAAGUCAACAUUCAUCAAACAGAUGAGAAUUAUCCAUGACAAUGGCUUCUCGGAGACAGAAAAGCAAAAGUACAUCAAACUGGUUUUCCAAAACGUAUUCAUGGCCAUGCAGUCAAUCAUCAAGGCCAUGGAAAGGCUGAAUAUUUCCUAUGGUCAGGAGGAGCAUAGAGAACUUGCCGAUCUGGUGAUGAGCAUCGAUUACGAAGAUGUCACCGUUUUAGAGGAUCCAUACUUAAAUGCCAUUAAAACGCUUUGGAACGAUGAUGGUAUCCAGGAAUGUUACGUUCGUCGUAGAGAAUAUCAGCUAACUGACUCAGCAAAAUAUUUCCUGAGCGACAUAGCUCGAAUUGAACAGGCUGAGUAUUUGCCAACCGACCAGGAUAUUCUCCGUGUUCGAGUUGCCACAACCGACAUUCAUGAGUAUCCGUUUAACUUGGAUGGCCUUCAGAUAAGUAUGGUGGAUGUCGCAGGUCAGCGGUCAGAGAGAAGAAAAUGGAUUCACUGUUUUUCGAAUGUGACAGCAAUUAUAUUUUUAGCAGCCCUAUCGGAAUACGAUCAAGUCUUGUUUGAAUCUGAAAAUGUUAAUCGAAUGGAGGAAUCUAAGUAUUUAUUUCAGACUAUAAUUCACUACGAAUGGUUUCAAGAUAAAUCAGUUAUUCUUUUCCUUAAUAAAAAUGACUUGUUAGAAGAGAAAAUAAAGAAUUCACAUUUGGUAGACUAUUUUCCUGAAUACGAUGGUCCAAAGGGAGAUGCUAUUGCAGCCCGAGAAUUCAUAUUAAAAAUGUAUAGUGAUUUAACGCGGAGACCCAAAAAAUCGAAUCAACCAGAUAUAAACAUUUACUCACAUUUUACCGUUGCUACAAAUACCGAAAAUAUUAGGUUUGUGUUUGCAGCCGUUAAGGACACAAUUCAGGAAGCAUACUUAAAGAUUUUUAACAUGGAAUAACCUGGAAACUAUACUCAAUGCCUAAACGACUAGUUCGUUGCAUCGCCGUUGUAUUUAAGUCCCAAAUGAUUAUUUUGUAAGAAAAAUCAAAAAAAAAAAGUAAAGUAUUACUGUUGGUUGUCGGUUUCACCUGAAAUCUUAUUGUCCUCAGAUACAUUUUUACAAUUAAACUUUUAUUUGCAAUUGUCGUACAAAUCAUAUUA
Drosophila subpulchrella is the source of this 1615-nucleotide messenger RNA. RefSeq names its product G protein alpha q subunit-like. Gene Ontology annotation, molecular function: G-protein beta/gamma-subunit complex binding; G protein-coupled receptor binding; guanyl nucleotide binding. Gene Ontology annotation, cellular component: heterotrimeric G-protein complex. The transcript is spliced from 9 exons. NCBI's taxonomy places the organism in Eukaryota, Metazoa, Arthropoda, Insecta, Diptera, Drosophilidae. Bases 306 to 1412 code for a protein of 368 amino acids. The record is from RefSeq and is a predicted model, not a curated record. Gene Ontology annotation, biological process: phospholipase C-activating dopamine receptor signaling pathway; adenylate cyclase-modulating G protein-coupled receptor signaling pathway.